Rhea pennata is the source of this 4810-nucleotide messenger RNA. It is a transcript of the gene ANKRD13A, whose product is annotated as ankyrin repeat domain 13A. Lineage: Eukaryota; Metazoa; Chordata; Aves; Rheiformes; Rheidae. Gene Ontology annotation, cellular component: cytoplasm. The transcript is spliced from 16 exons. The coding region runs from base 187 to 2070 and encodes 627 amino acids. The record is from RefSeq and is a predicted model, not a curated record. Gene Ontology annotation, molecular function: protein binding.
CCCACUAUGGCGGCGGCAGGGCGACCGCUCCCGCCUCCUUCGACGGCAGAACUGGCAGGGCGAAACUAACGCUUGGGGAGGGGGAAGCGGGGCACCCGGCGCCGCCGCCCCCUCUCCCGCGCGCACGGCGAUGGGGCGAGCUCCCGGGUGGGCCGCUCCGCCCGCCCGCCCGCGGGGGGCGGGGGAAUGGGCGGGGAGCAGCGACUUCCUCUUCCCCUGAGCUCGCCGGUGGCGGCAGAACCGAGCGGAGCCCGGGGGAGCCCCCCCGCGCCGGCCGCUGCCCUGGAGAGAACGGAAGGAAGAGAGACGGGGCGGGGGGCCAUCAGCAAGUUUCCCCUGCACGUCCUGGUCUGGAAUAAUGACUACAGACGGCUGGAUGAGGAGCUACGAGAUAAGGAUGUUGAUCAACGUGAUCCACGAGGCCGGACCUUGUUGCACCUUGCUGUUUCCUUGGGUUAUAUAGAAUCUGCCAAAGUCCUUCUUCAGCACAAGGCAGAUGUAACCAAAGAAAAUGCACAGGGAUGGACAGUUUUACAUGAGGCUGUCAGUACAGGAGAUCCAGAGAUGGUGCAUAUGAUUUUGCAGCAUCGUGAUUAUCAGCAAACAUCUAUGACACUUGGAGGAGUUCCUGAAUUACUCCAAAAGAUUAACGAAACUCCUGACUUUUAUGUGGAAAUGAAAUGGGAAUUUACUAGCUGGGUGCCACUUGUUUCUCGAGUGUGUCCAAGUGAUGUCUGCCGCAUUUGGAAAAGUGGUGCCAAGCUACGAGUGGAUAUCACAUUAUUGGGUUUUGACAAUAUGAGCUGGGAGAGAGGAAGACGUAGUUUAAUUUUCAAGGGAGAAGAUACUGGAGGCUGGGCAGAGCUAAUUGAGAUCAAUCAUGAUGAUAAGUUUGUAACAACAGAGCGUUUUGAGAUUUCCCAACACAUGAAGCAUUUGACGUUGGGAUCUAUGACACCGAAAAGAAAAGAUGUGGAAAGACGCCUUACGUCUCCUAUUAUUAAUACAUGCCUUGAUACAAAAAAUAUUGCUUUUGAAAGAACUACAUCUGGAUUCUGGGUAUGGAGGACAGAGAAAGCAGAAGGUGUAAAUGGUUAUGAAGCAAAGGUCUACACUGCAAACAAUGUGAAUGUAGUCACAAAAAUCAGAACGGAACAUUUAACAGAAGAGGAGAAGAAAAGAUAUAAAGCUGACAGGAACCCCCUGGAAUCCUUUCUAGGUACAGUGGAGCAUGAGUACGGUGCUCAGGAUCUAACAACAGAGUAUGCCACAAUUAACAAUCCUACUGCUAUUACUCUGGAGGAGUAUUUUGACCCAGAGUUUGAACUGAAAGGUAGAGACAUAGGAAGACCGAAAGAAGUCACCAUUAGAACACAGAAAUUUAAAGCAACCUUGUGGAUGAGUGAAGAGUUUCCUUUGUCUCUCAUGGAACAAGUCACUCCAAUCAUUGAUCUGAUGGCUAGAACUAGUGCUCAUUUUGCUAGACUUAAGGAUUUCAUCACUUUAGAAUUUCCACCAGGAUUUCCUGUCAAAAUUGAAAUUCCUUUAUUUCAUGUGCUGAGUGCCCGAAUUACAUUUGAAAAUGUUAAUGGCUGCAGGACAGCUGACAAACCAUCAUCACAAGUCGUUGGAGGUGCACAGUGUGAGUCAUCAGGUGCUACUUUUGAGGUUGACCAGUCAGUGUUUGAGAUCCCUAAAUCUUACCAUGUCCAAGAUGAUGGUAGGAACAUACAUGUGCAGGAUGAAGAUAAUGAGAUUAUGCAAUUUGCUAUUCAACAGAGUUUGUUGGAAUCUAGUGGAAAUAAAGAAAUGGGUGCACAUUCCAACGGAGCAGUUGCAUAUUCACAGGACUUCAAUUUACAGUAUCAGAGGGCACUGCAGGAGAGCUUUCUAACAAGCUCAGGUAAUUCACACUGCAACACUCCUAGUGAGCCUUCCAGUUUUGAAAAAGACUUGCAGCUUGCUAUGGAGUUGUCUGUCCGAGAGCAGGAGGAACGGGAGAAGCAGCGUCGUGAAGAGGAAGACACAGAGCUUCAGCAAGUUCUACAGCUUUCGCUUGUGGAAAAAUAACUCCUUACUAAUCUCCUGAAAUAAGGAUGACCAAAGUUGUGUGAAACAGAAAGCUUUUAUAGCUAUCAGCCUGAGGACUACUCCUGGAUUACUAAAGUAAACAUUUCACCUCCCUUCUUAAUUGUCCUCGUUAGCAUAAAACAUAGUUCAGAACCUCUGCUGUGGUUUUCCACCUUGAUUUGUGGGCUGGAGCACAAAAAAGACACUUUUGCAGAUUGUGCAGUGCUUAACUGUGAGAGAGUUUCAGAACACGAGGAUCUGCAUUUGGCUCCCCAGCCAUGCAGUCUUAGCUUUGAAAGAAAAGUUUUAUGUAAACGCAUUUAUUAAAGAGCAGAUGGAAAUUUUGCUUAGCAUCGGGGCAUAGGAUUGCCAUCAAGUUUGAGAACAUGAUCUAUGGGGAGUUUAGGGGGAAAACUUCUUCAUUACUUACCAAAGAAAUAGUCAUCUGCUUAGUCGCUUCUCAGUAACUCAAAGCUAUUGACUGUGCUUCCUCCAGCUGUUACUUGGAGGAAUAUCUAUCUAUCUAUAUACAUACACACACAUACAUGCAUACAGUAGUUUUUCAUGCUGACAGUAUAUCAUGCUGACAGACAUUUUCUUAGGUUUGUUUAUACACAACUAAGGAUAUUUCCUCUCCAGUUACCGAGAUUUUUAUCACAUGCUCAUGCUUAAGAGGGAUAAUUUUAUACUUGAACAGCUAAUCCAAGUUUAAGAUUAAACUAGUGCUUUCUGAAAAAGGACAAAACAAGCCAGUAACAUUUUAGAGCCUAAAAGGGGACCAUCUGUCUGUUAAAGUAGCAGUUUCUGUAGUGAUUCAAAACCAGCUAGUUCACAUAGUCAGAAGGCAGCAAGAAAAUAACUGGUAGAUACAGGUGCUUCUUGAGAUGAUUCUGUGUGUGUGUGUAUGUGCAUGCAUGCGUGCCUGUGUGUGGGUGCUAAACAAAAAAAUCAGGUGGAAUUUUAAUGUACACUUACACAUUGGAGAAUAAGUUUUAAUAAUUCUGUCACCUAAAAGGGAAAUGCUUAUAUUAAUUUUUAAAAUUAAAAUGUUCAUCCUUCAUGUGAAUACAUAUAUUUUUUUAUCUGAAUCUUUUUAUUGAUUUUAAAACAAGCCAAUACAAGUACACUCAAAAAACCAAAAUGGUAUUGUAACAAUUCAAAAGUAUAUUUUAACCAGCUUUCCUCAGGUCUUUAGUCAUACUAUAUAGUAUUUGUAGCUGUUUUGUCUGCACUUCUGUCAAUGUUUACAGUAUUUAUGCUGUGACUAAAGUGCACUCCACAAGUACACAAUGUACAUCCACAGGAAAGCCUUAUUGUAGUCAAAUAUGAGCAAUAUUUUUUAGUCCUGGUUGGCAGAAGUGUAAAGAACCUAUGGUACCUAUGGUCUAAUAUUUCUAUGUAACCCUGCACUUGUUACUUGGGUAAAACAGGGCAGUUCUAUGUGACCAACUAUUAACCAGUGUAAAAUCACUAUAAAAGACUUGAUCAUCACCAGUGAGAUGGUUGGUAACUUGGAACUCUAUUUUAAACCAGUAAUCUGUUGUUUUACAUAGCAAAUGACUAAAAUUGCUUCUGUAUACACUAGAACAGGUAUAUCUGCAUCAUAUUUCUUUAAAAUUACAUGGCUUGUAUCCCUGAAUAGUUUGUUUGAUAUUUGCAGGAACGUUCAAUAUCACUUCCUUGCAUGUUAGCAGUGGUCUAUGUUGGAACUGUUGAGUCGUUCUUUGAAAAGAGAAUUACUUUCACAGCUGCAUAAAAGGGAAUUAGCCUUGCAUUGAGCUCUUGACAAGUUGUGAGGUAUAAGAAUUUCUUUUCCUUCAGCGGAAAUAAAGAGUGCUGUUGCCUUUAUAAAAGCAUCUGUCUGACAUUGCUUAUUUCUACUAAGCAUUUCAUGGUUUCAGGGGAAAUAAGAUUCUUAAGCUGAAUUAUUUUGUUUUGUACAUCGUAAACUAAAGAAUACUGUGUGGUUUUAAUUUUAAGGUCCCCGCUACUAAGCCUGCAACUAUAAAAAGACUUAUUUUUCACUGUAACAUUAUUUAUUUAUUUAUUAAGUAAAAGGCCUGCUUCUGUGAAACAUGCUACUUUUCUUAAAUCAUAGCUUACCUUUUACCUAUGUAGUUAAGAUGUAUCUUCUGAUCACCUGUACACAAGCUUGUGCUAUUUUCUUCAAGAGUAUACAAUGCUUUAUUACCCACACACUAAUACGUUUCUAGCAUAGUAACUGGAUUUUUUUUUUUAAUAACUCCUUAUCUGGCUUUUUGUUAAACUUCUGUCCUUUUAAGGACACAAUUCACAGAAAUUCCAAUACUUUCAGCCAACCUUUUAGGUCUCCCCUCUGAAAAGAGGGUUGGUAAUAUACAAAUAUGUUUUAAGUAAACAUAUAUAUGUUUAUGAAAAGCAUUUUAAUGUUAGAAUUUCAAUGCUAGAAUUUCAAUGCAUUACACACAAAGUACUGAUGAAAAAGAGAUAGGAAAAGAACAGUAAAAGGUUACAUAGUGUUUUUGAUAUUAACACAGAUUGUUGUACCAAAAAAAACCCUCGUGUGUGUUAACUGCUUUUGCAGUGAAGCAGAAAAGCAGGAAUUCAAAGCUGGGAGUAUUUAUAGGUUGAGCUACUCGUAACUAGCUCUGGAGUGCCUUCAGUGAAUGUUCUUUGGAGAUUCACGCUGGUGUCAGUGCUGUUUGUUUCUAUCCCUCCCUUGAUGUGAGAAUAAACAUUUAUACUGUUUUGUGCUUUUGAA